Epinephelus lanceolatus (giant grouper) is the source of this 3170-nucleotide messenger RNA. RefSeq names its product SH3-domain binding protein 2 (gene sh3bp2). The record is from RefSeq and is a predicted model, not a curated record. Gene Ontology annotation, biological process: signal transduction. Gene Ontology annotation, molecular function: SH3 domain binding. Lineage: Eukaryota; Metazoa; Chordata; Actinopteri; Perciformes; Serranidae.
AGAGGAUGAAGAGCUUCACUUGGGAUGUUUAUUUUGAUUCCCGAUCUGUCUCACACACACACACACACACACAGGCAACAAGUACUCAGGACAUUCUGUGUUUCCUGUCUGAACUGAAUGUGUGUGUGCUUAUGUGGAAAUCUGUGUGAAGUACAUUAUCUUAGCCUGAAUGUGUUUACGUGCAAGGGAGGGCGAGACAGAUAGAAAUCAACAAAGACAGCCGAAGAGAAGGGGGAGAGAGGGAGAGAUCGGCAGAGACUGGGAAAGCAUCAGAGAGUGAAAUGAAACGAGAGUGUGAUCAGAGGAGGCAGAGGAGCGGACAGACAAAUCCCUCUCAGUUUGGAUCUGAUGAGACGAGACAGUGAAGCCACUGUCUGUUGGACAUCUCUGUCAUGGACCUGCUGCCGGCGUUAGCAUCCACAGUGUUAACCUCCACAGUCAGCCUGCUGAGGGAGAGCGCUGCUGUUCAGAGCAUCAACAGGAGGCUCAGCAGGAGAACGAUGUCGUCUCCGGAGAUGUGCUGGCCGGUGCCGAUGCGAGCCAUCGGGGCUCAGAACCUCCUCACCAUGCCAGGAGGAGUUUCCACGUCAGGAUACCUCCACAAGAAGGGAGGCAGCCAGUUCAGCCUCAUGAAAUGGCCACUGAGGUACAUCAUCAUCCACAAGGGCUGUGUGUACUACUUUAAGAGCAGUACCUCUCCUGCACCACAGGGGGCGUUCUCUCUCAAUGGCUACAACAGAGUGAUGAGAGCAGCAGAGGAGACUACGUCUAGUAACGUGUUUCCUUUCAAGAUCGUCCACUUCAGUAAGAAACAUAGGACGUGGUUUUUCUCGGCAGCCAGCGAGGACGAGAGGAGGAAAUGGAUGCGAUACCUGCGGAGAGAGAUUGAUCACUAUAACGACAGAAAAGACUCCCACAUUCCAAGUGACUCAGAUUCAGAUGCAGACAGUUUCUACGGCACCAUUGAGAGGCCCAUGGAAAUUAAACACCCUGUUGAUAACGCAGAUGAUGAUUAUGUAGAAGAUGAUGAUGAUGACGAUGAGGAAGACUACCUGAAGCCAGACGGAGAUUGUUCACCGACAUCUACAGGUCGACCCACCGGGCCGCCCCCUUCCUACCCUCCUCCCCCAGUGCCGUUCCAGCUCCGUCAAGACUCCGCUCCGGCUUUCCACAAAGGCCCGCCUCCUCCUGUCCCACCGUUACACAGAAUCCAAACCAGCCCGCUCCCCAAAAAACCCCCACCCUCUGUACCUCCUCCCUCCAUACUGAAGGACCCCCACAAAGGCCCGCCUCCUCCUCUCCCCUUUGCCCCCCACCUGCCCAAGUCCAUGUCUGUGUCUCCCAGUCCUCCACCUCCUCCUCCUCCCAACGCAAAAAGAACUCUUCAGAGCAGGGUGGCAUCUGUGGGGGGGCCUGGGAACGACAAGAGAGACUGGAGGCCUCUGCCGGCCAUGUCUGUCCAAUCCCCCGCCACUCUGCCUAUCUGCGACCAAAUAGAGACCAGGAUGGUCCUAAAUGGUCCCUCCCACUCUGCCCUUAAUGUUGGAGUGAGCAAAUCGUUGGGCAACAACCACCAGGUGGUGAUGAGUAACCAUCGCAGCAAGCCGAGCCUACCUCCCCAUUCCAUUACUGGAGGGUCCAACCUCAGACCUAUGACAUCAGACUCCCUGUCCCCCAACCAGAAGCCCUCCAGUCACCCACCGCUGCCUGGCCACGCUUCGCUCUCUCCUGUACUUAAAGCUGGACUACACAAUAAGCCAGCGAUACCCAAACCUCCUCCGCCAACAGUCAAACCCCCGCUGCUUACAGCCAAGUCCAAGCAGCCAGGAACCCCACUUCAAAGAGCAUCUCCAGAUGGCCAGAGCUUCCGUUCACUGGGAGAAGAGACGCCGGCAGACUUCAGGAGGAAACGAGACCCGGCCAAACACAGCGGAGGAGACGAGUCCGAUGACGACUAUGAAAACGUGCAGCUGCCAGACUCUGUGUUCAUUGAUACAACUGAAACCAGCUUCGUAGAAAAACUGUUCAAAGAGAGCGCCAGCCCUCCUCAGGACGGACUGUACGGCAUCAGAAACUCAGGAACCAAGACAUCGAAGGUGCUGGUGGUGUGGGAUGUCAGUAUCGGCAAAGCCAGAAACUACAGACUAUUUGAAGAGAACGACACCGUGUUCCUGGACAAUGAAAUCACCUUCCCGUCUCUGUCAGCUGUGAUUGAACACUACUACAGCCAUCCUCUUCCUCACCACGGCUCGCUCUGCCUGCAGAAGCCCUACACAAAGACAGUGAGCAUUUGACAAAUGGGCAACUCACAGAAUACAACUGAAACUCAAGAAGAGUGGAGAGUCAGGGCGUCUCUGCAGGUGAAAUCCAUCCCCAUCGACGCAUGCGGAGAUAAACUCACUCAGAUGGAUUGAAAAACUGUUACGAUAUAAGAAGAGAUCGUACCUCUCAUUGUUCAGUGGAAGACAGAUCGUUAUUCAACCAGUGUUGCAGCAAAAUGCACCAUAAGGCUUCAUGUGAGACAAUAAGGACAGUAACUCUGACUGUGAGGACACCAGGUAUUAUGAGGAGAAAAAAUAUCAGCAAUCACCAGUUAAUGGAACAUUAUUUAACUUAUUUUAAGACAAACUAGACUCUUAUCUUAACAAAGCAAGCCAUGCCUAUCCUCUUCUGUGUACAGAAAACAUAGGUCACUGUAAAUACACCUUAGUUAUUAAGGGAAUAUUUUAGUUAUGACACAGAUAAACUCAUUUUAAAAACACAGCAAACUCUCUAAUUGAACAGAAAUCUGGAUUUAUUGGAUGCCUGCUGUGUUUUUGAAACAUUCCUGCUGCUUUAUGCAAACUAUAGAGAUUUGCUGUGAAGCACAAUCCAAGGAUCAGUGUGGCAUAUUUUGUCCACAGAGGGGCGCUGUUACACCAAAUGAGAAAUAUUCAAUCCAGCUUCAUGUGGGGAUCCUGGGAAUCUGUCUCUGUCACCUGCGUUUUCUUUGGGUCUGUCCCAAUGCCCGGCUUGUGUGAUAUAUUUUCAACUGCCAAAAGGAGGGACUUAAAGGGACAGUUCACCCCAAAAUGAAAAAUACAUAUUUUGCCUGUUACCUGUAGUGCUAUUUAUCAGUCAAGAUUGUUUUGGUGUGAGUUGCCGAAUGUUCGAGAUAUAAGCUGUAGAGA